UUAGUUGGCGAAGAGCAGAUGACUGGUGAGACCCUAACAUGUAAGCUAGCAGAUGGUUCUAAGUUGGAGGUUCCUAUUGCUACUGUUUUUAUCAACACACCGUAUUACGUUGGUUCUGUCGUGGCGUGGUGUAUGGACAAUCCACUGUAUGAUGUAAUUAUUGGAAACAUCGAGGGUGCGAGACAGCCUAGAGAUCCAGAUACUGAUUGGAAGGUGGAAGCUGUUGCUGCUGUACAGACAAGGGCUCAACGGCAGAAGGAGAACCGACCCUAUCGCGCAUUGAAUGUACCUACUGCAGACAACUUUGCUACUCCUGAUGAGAUCAAAGCUGAACAGCAAGCUGAUGACAGUCUUGUGAAGCUAUGGCAAUUGGCGAGGAAUGAUGACAAGAAGAUACGAUCAGAUGGCGGUAAGUCUCAUUUCUAUGUCAAGAGGGGUCUAUUAUACAGAGAGUUUCAGAGUCCAUCAUCAGCACAGGGAAGGCUGUUUAAGCAGCUGGUGGUACCGACCAAGUUGAGACCUGCUGUGAUGAAGUUGGCUCACGAUUCUGUGAUGUCUGGCCAUUUAGCGGCGAAACGGACGACCGAGCGGAUAUUAUCAGAGUUCUAUUGGCCUGGGUUGACGUCAGAUGUGACAAGAUUUUGUCGCUCGUGUGAUGUCUGCCAACGGACAUUUCCCAAGGGCAGGGUGACCAAGGUUCCGUUAGGGGUUAUGCCACUCAUUGGAACGCCAUUUCAGCGCGUAGCUAUUGACCUGGUGGGGCCACUCCAACCUGCUACAGACCGUGGGAACCGCUAUAUCUUAACACUAGUGGAUUAUGCCACAAGAUAUCCAGAGGCCAUACCAUUGAAAGGAAUCGAGACGGAGCGUGUCGCCGAGGCACUGGUCGAUAUUUAUAGUCGUGUUGGUGUCCCAAGCGAGGUACUCACAGACCAGGGAGCUCAAUUCACAUCAGAACUCAUGAGGGAGGUAAGCCGUUUACUAUCUAUUCGCCAGUUGACCACAACACCCUAUCAUCCGAUGUGUAAUGGCCUAGUCGAGAGGUUUAAUGGAACUUUUAAACAAAUGCUUCGUCGGAUGUGUGCUGAAAGACCCAGGGAUUGGGAUAAAUAUAUCAACGCACUACUAUUCGCGUAUCGUGAGGUUCCCCAAGAGAGUCUUGGCUUUUCACCAUUUGAGAUGCUGUAUGGUCGUACUGUCAGAGGGCCAAUGAUGAUCUUAAAGGAGCUUUGGACCAAACAAGUUCCGGAUCCUGAGACAAAGACUACCUACCAGUAUGUCAUUGACCUGAAGGCAAAGCUAGAAGACACCUGUGAGAUGGCCCAGAAGCAACUUCGGACAUCGAAGAUCCGCCAAGCGUCUUACUAUAACCGGAAGGCUAAGGAAAGACAACUGAAUGUUGGCCAGAAGGUUUUGAUUUUGUUGCCAACGAAGAGGAACAAGUUAGAGAUGCAGUGGCGAGGACCAUACCGGAUUACAGAGAAGAUGGGUUCAAUGGAUUAUAAGGUCGACAUUGAUGGAAAGGUGAAAACUGUGCAUGCCAACCUCCUACGGAGAUACGUUGAGAGGGAAGAGAACUCUGCAUGUCAGCAAUCCGGAAUUAUGUCUGUUGUUUGUGUGUCCAUGGUAGAGGAAGAGGAGACGGUUGAUUACGAAGAUGGUCUGUUGGAGGAUAUUACGAUGCCUCAGUUGGGGAGGAAGGAGUCAGCUGAAGAUGUAUUAGUGUCUGAGCUGUUGACUAAACCACAAAGGAAGGAUUUGACAGAACUGAUGGAGGAAUUUGAUGAUGUUCUGACUGAUAUGCCCGGGAAUACAUCGUUAGUUGAGCAUGACAUCAAGACGACAACAUCCGAACCAGUUAGAGUCAAGCCUCACAACAUUCCAUUCAACAUGAAGGAAACUAUCAGGGAUGAAGUAGACAAGAUGUUGAAGAUGGGAGUUAUUCACCCGUCAAAGUCUCCUUAUUCGGCAGGGGUUGUGAUCGUAAGGAAGAAAGAUGGCACGAAUAGGUUUUGCGUCGAUUAUCGUCACCUGAAUCGGAUAACCGUAUUUGACGCCGAACCGAUGCCAGACGCCGAGGAUAUUUUCUCGCGACUUGCGGGUCACCAAUAUUUUUCCCGUCUUGACCUUAGUAAAGGCUACUGGCAAGUUCCUAUGUCAGAGAGUUCCAGACAGAAAACGGCAUUUUCAACACCUGUUGGAUUAUUCGAAUUCUCAGUCAUGCCAUUUGGUCUUGUAAACGCCCCAGCGACUUUUUGUCGAUUGAUGAGGAAACUUCUUCGGGGAAUGACCAACAUAGAGAGUUUUAUAGACGACCUGUUAAUCUACACGAAGACAUGGGAGGAGCACGUUUUAGUACUUGCAGAAUUGUUCAGACGACUGAGAGAGGCUGGAUUGACAGCGAGACCAAGUAAAUGCGCGCUUGGAUAUGGUAGUCUAGAGUGUUUGGGACAUAUUGUUGGACAGCAAGGAUUGCUACCAACCCCGGACAAGGUCAAAGCAAUCAGCGAAGCGGAGAGACCAACGACGAAGAAGCAGGUGCGAUCUUUUCUGGGUCUGGCCGGAUUUUACCGGAAAUUCAUCCCUAAUUUUGCGGUUAUUGCUGUUCCAUUGACUGACCUGACAAGAAAGGGAAUGCCAAACAAGGUGAUAUGGCAGGACACUCAUGAGAGAGCGUUCAACACUCUGAAGAAGCUUCUAUCAUCUAGUCCAAUACUGAAGUUACCUGACUUGGAAGCGGAAUUCACUCUCCAGACCGAUGCGUCAGAUAAGGGAAUAGGCGGUAUUCUACUGCAAAUGGAGGGAGACCAUUUACUUCCGGUGGCUUAUGCUAGCCGAAAACUGAAGUCCAGUGAAUGCCCAUAUUCCGUGAUUGAGAAGGAAUGUUUGGCUGUAGUGUGGUCCAUUCAGAAAUUCCAAAAAUACAUCUAUGGGAAGGAGUUCGUGUUGGAGACGGAUCAUCAACCACUUAUAUAUUUGAACAAGAUGAAGGGUGUGAAUGCGAGGUUAAUGAGAUGGGCACUGCAACUACAACCGUACAAAUUCCGAAUACGUGCAAUCAGAGGAUGUGAAAACGUUGGUGCGGAUUUCCUCAGUAGAAUGUGAUGGCUAGGAAACUCUGUCAUGUGACUUUUUGGAGAAUAAAAGUAGCUCCACAACGUUUAUUCUUCUGGUUGGGGCGUGUUGUCACAUGCCAUAUCUGGUGUAUGUAAGUAUUUGUAACUUGUAUGUAUUUGUUUUAGUCCUUAGUAUUGUUUUUAAGAGUUUUAAAUUGCGCGCCGUUUCUCAACUGUUGAGACCGCGGCAGGGUGUGUGCGCAUGAGCAACAGGUAAGCGGGAGUACAGGCGGACAGGUAAAAAACCUAGCAGCGGGUAUUUGGAGCGUAGCCCUGUUCGACGCCCAAACUACAGAUUGGGCUUGAUGGGCCUACACCAUAAUUGAUGAGACCAUGAACACUACCCACCUAUGGUAUGGAGGCCUAGAGCCGAGGGCCGAAUAGCUGUACUGAUUUAUGUACUACGAGAUCCUACUCGUCCUAUGAACUGUAUGCCUGUUGUGAACCUUCCCUGUUUUGGAAGGAUGGACCGACAUAACCUGCGUGGUAUGUCUGAGCGGUGAUACACAUCGCGGCAGAGAUGUGACAUAGUUAUUGAUGACGUCACAGUUGUCGAUAUAUUCAACGUCUUGGGAUCAUGAUUACAGACGUAGAGAUUCUGUUCUACUAUAACGUUGAUUCCCUGUUGUGGAUGCUGACCAUGUUCAGUACAUGUAUAUUGAGCACUGCGUGUGUGAUUUUGUUCCGCUGUAUAAGACGGCACUGAUUGGAUUCUGAGGGACCGAUGAUGGAGACAUUCAUGUUCAUCUAUUGCUUAGCAACGUAACUGUGUGGACUCGAUGUUCAACUGUGGUGGCCUUUGAGAGACUUGUAGGGAAUAGGGUGUCUAUGUUUAUGUAUUUAUGCUUAUGUGUCUAUGUUUAUGUAUUUAUGCUUAUGUGUCUAUGAAU
Messenger RNA from Pecten maximus, 4006 nucleotides. RefSeq lists its product as uncharacterized. The record is from RefSeq and is a predicted model, not a curated record. Gene Ontology annotation, molecular function: nucleic acid binding. The transcript has 2 exons. Lineage: Eukaryota; Metazoa; Mollusca; Bivalvia; Pectinida; Pectinidae. Gene Ontology annotation, biological process: DNA integration. Bases 19 to 3105 code for a protein of 1028 amino acids.